AUGGAGGUUGGAGAGAAGUGUAAAGGAGAAGGAUCAGGAAAGAAAUCUAGUAAACUUGAAGUUGAGCUGACCUGGAGAAAGAAGGAGGAGCGCAAACUCUUUGGUGGUGCUCUUGUCGGAAAGAUAAUCUCAGAGAAGAACUUGAAUCUGUUCCAUGAUCUCCCUCUUGCUGCGAUGGAGGUAGAUACUGCUGUGAAAUUAGGAGGUCUCAUUGGUGAGGUAAUGAUGGUGGAGGAUCCCAGAGGCGAUGGUUUAUUAAUCAGGAGUUUCUUAAGAGCCAGAGUCCUUGUGGAUUUAAGGAAGCCAUUGGUGACUGGAAUGUGGUCUCCUAGAAAAGAUAAAGAUCCUAUAUGGAUUAAGGCUCAGUAUGAAAGGUUGCAGAAUUUCUAUUUCGCAUGUGGCAGAAUUGGACAUGACAUGAGAUCUUGUGCAAUUAGGGUAUGUAAUUCAGACUGGGAAGAGGCUAUUGGCUUCAAGGAUCUCUCUAGUGAUUCGAGAAGAGAGACUCCAAAACUGAUUAAUCAGCUGAAGUUGGUGAAUGAGGAGAAUGUAGUUACUGAGACUGUUGAUAGUAGAAGUGCUAAAGAAAAUUGCAAGGAGGAAGCUAUCCAAUGCAUGGUAGAAAGGAUAGCUAGCACUACGAAGUGGUUGCCAUCAAAGGAACAAAACAAUGAAAAUGUAGCAGGUGAAGGCAACUCAUGUGAUGCGGAAUUUAGGAGGAAGGUAGUGAGGAAAAAGCCUACUAGGGCAGUAUUGAAAGAGAAUUACUGUGUAGACGCAGAAAAAGACGAUCUCUCGAAGGCGCUGGUGGUUAAUGGAAGCAUCUCCCCUAUGUUAGAAGUAACACGUAGUAUGGAAAAGAUUGCUUUGAAGAGAAAAUUUGAUGAGAAUGAAGAAGGGGAAAAUGUGAAGAGAAGGAGACUCAACUCUGAAAAUUUGACAGAACAUCAUAAUUCUCUAGAGAAUGCUGCCCCAAAGAAAGAGUUAAGAAGAAGUCUCAGGUUUUUCAAGAAGAAGUCGAGACAAGGAAAAAGAAUAGCAGGGAAAUCAGCUCUAAAUAACGGAAGUUUAUCCCUAGUGACUGAAAGGGAGACUAAACACUGUCCUACUAAUUGCGUUGGUGACUGGCCACAAUCAGUCACCUUGGAGCCAUGACUUUUAUCAUGUGGAACUACCAGGGUUUUGGUGCUACCUUGG
Molecule: messenger RNA, 1197 nt
Organism: Neltuma alba
Lineage: Eukaryota; Viridiplantae; Streptophyta; Magnoliopsida; Fabales; Fabaceae
Exons: 4
Coding region: 1-1155 (384 amino acids)
Source: RefSeq, a predicted model, not a curated record